AUGGCCAGCGAUUUCAAGCUGAGCUCCACACUGCGUGGCCACGAAGAAGAUGUCCGCGCAAUCGUCUUUCCCUCCCACGACCUCCUCCUCUCAGCAUCACGCGAUAACACGGUCCGGCAAUGGAGCCUGACAUCGUCCAAGCCGCCGACUUACGACGACACUAUUGCUUUACAAGGCAGUCACUGGUUCAAUGGGCUUGCCUACGCCCCGCCUUCUCAGGAGCACCCGAAGGGCGUCCUUGCUGCUGGAGGCCGGGAGACAUUCGUGUUUGUGAAGCAGCUUGGCCGGCCAGUAGAUGAAGACCCUCAUCGACUGCUCAUUGGACAUGCGGGGAACAUUACUUGCUUGGCUUUCAGCGACGACGGCAGUAAGGUAGUAAGCGGUGGUUGGGACAGUCAGGUCUUCGUGUGGGAUGUAGAGAGCGGCAGUGUGACAGCGGAGUUGCAAGGUCACGGCGGUCCAGUAUGGGGUGUGAUGAUCUACGACAACAAGUUCGUCUUGACAGCAUGCGCCGACAAGAGCAUUCGGUUGUACGAUCUGAAUGGGAAGCCGCUGCAGGAGAUCAAGGGUCAUACAGAUGUGGUGCGAUGCUUUGCGAAGCUUCCGCCAGGGCACUGGUCAGGCGCGGCUGUUGCUUCUGCUGGAAACGAUGAGGUGAUCAGAUUAUGGACUCUGGAUGGCAAGCAGAUUGGAGAGCUUUCAGGCCACACGGCAUACAUCUACAGCCUCGCUAGUCUUCCGAACGGCGAUCUUGUGAGUUCGUCAGAAGAUCGUACAGUGCGGAUAUGGAGGGAUGGCCAAUGCAUCCAGACCAUAACUCAUCCUGCGAUCAGCAUUUGGACUGUGGCGGCUUGUCCGGAGACUGGUGACAUUGUCAGUGGAGCGAGCGACAAAAUCAUUCGCAUAUUCUCCCGAGAUCCUGAGAGGCAAGCAGACCCUGAGACGUUAAGCUCCUUCCAGGAGAGCAACCGCAUGUAUGCCAUACCUGCCGAAACUGCAAGUCAGGGACAGCCGUUCAACAAGGAAAAUCUGCCUGGCCCUGGCGCACUCCAGACGCAGGUCGGCGAACGUGACGGCCAACAGCUCUUCAUUCGCGAGAAUGACGGAAGUGUGACUGCCCACUUGUGGUCAGCAUCUACAAGCCAAUGGAACCUGAUUGGCACUGUUGUUGAAGGCCAAGGCACUGGGUCCUCCAAGAAAGUACAUAAUGGCCAGGAGUAUGACUUCGUCUUCGAUAUUGAUAUUGAAGAGGGUAAGCCGCCUCUCAAGCUGCCAUACAACCUGACUGAAAGCGCGUGGGAUGCGGCGCGAAAGUUUUUGGAGAAGAACGAGCUGCCAAUGUCGUACUAUGAGCAAGUUGCCAAUUGGAUCUCAGACAACACAAAAGGCGCGAGAAUUGGGCAAGACUCUGCGGCUAGCAGUCGACCAACAAAUCAAUCGCAGGACCCUUGGGGGACUGAGCGAAGAUAUCGGCCGGGCGACGCUGGUUCCUCCGUUUCCGGUCAACGGAAAAUUCCACAAAAGACAUUCAUCGAAAUUGUCGAGGGCAAUCCAGCCAACGCCAUCAACAUCAUUGCACAGAAGACAGAUGAGCUCAGCAAGUCUGGCGAGUUGACAGUGGAGCAAGCACUGCGGCCUGAGGAAGUCGCGGCUUUGAAAGCAUUACCCACGCAGCUGCAAAACAAACAGGAUCCACGCCCCACUGAGCCGCAGAUCACUGCACUGCUCAAAGUUGCGUCGCUGUGGCCGCAGAAGAGCCGUGUUCCCGCAGUCGGAGUGCUCGCUCUCCUCGCUGUGUCUCCAUCCUUCGUCAGUGCCACAAGUGCUGGCAAUGGUACAAUUGUUGAAACUCUCAACUCUGCCGGCCUUUUAGCACCAGGACAGCAAACCGCCAAUAAUGUCGUUCACGCCAUCCGACUGCUGGUGAAUCUCUUCAAGAGCGAUGCUGGACGCCUCAUCGCAGACGGCAGCUUCGACACCGUCAUUGGGCUCGUGAAGCCUUUCCAAAGCCGGCCUGAGUCUGUAGCUCAGGUCAAGGCACUUGCAUCGCUCUAUCUCAACUACGCCGUCUUGCUCUCGAGCGGCACUGGGAACGAAGGUGCUAUGCGUGAAGCGAGGGCAAGGACGCUCAUUACCGAGAUCGCCAUGCUUCUCGAGUGUGAGAGUCCUCAUGCUGCCGAUCCGGACGGCUUCUCCAGAACGCUUGCAGCACUUGGCACACUGCUGUCCAUUGGUGGCAGCUUCCGAGACUCGCUGAAGGGCGGCAUUGCUGGCUCGUUGCAGUUUGCUGCCAUGAAGCCAGCAGCUCAACAGCAAGCUGUGAAGGAGCUCAUCCAGGAGAUCCGAGAUGAGCUACGCUGA
This is a messenger RNA of Pseudocercospora fijiensis CIRAD86, 2361 nucleotides long. RefSeq lists its product as uncharacterized. The record is from RefSeq and is a predicted model, not a curated record. The transcript has 5 exons. Gene Ontology annotation, biological process: proteasome-mediated ubiquitin-dependent protein catabolic process; ubiquitin recycling. Lineage: Eukaryota; Fungi; Ascomycota; Dothideomycetes; Mycosphaerellales; Mycosphaerellaceae. The coding region runs from base 1 to 2361 and encodes 786 amino acids. Gene Ontology annotation, molecular function: ubiquitin binding. Gene Ontology annotation, cellular component: nucleus; cytoplasm.